Juglans regia (Persian walnut) is the source of this 1539-nucleotide messenger RNA. Its product is annotated as disease resistance protein RUN1-like. The record is from RefSeq and is a predicted model, not a curated record. Lineage: Eukaryota; Viridiplantae; Streptophyta; Magnoliopsida; Fagales; Juglandaceae. The transcript is spliced from 3 exons. The coding region runs from base 109 to 1539 and encodes 476 amino acids. Gene Ontology annotation, biological process: defense response. Gene Ontology annotation, molecular function: ADP binding.
UGUGUAUUUAUGUGACAAGUCUUAACUCUUUAAAUUUCUUUUGUUUUAUAUAUUGAUAGGAAUGAAUCAGAGUUUAUUCAAGAUAUCAUUAAAUGGGUGGAUUCAAUAAUGGUAAAUCGUACAUUUCUUAAGGUUGCUAAGCAUCCAGUUGGAAUAGAGUCCCGCGUACGAGACAUUUUUCAACAUUUAAAUACGGGAAGGAAUGAUAUUAUAUGCACGAUAGGGAUAUUUGGAAUCGGUGGAAUUGGUAAGACAACUAUUUCAAAAGAGGUCUAUAACAAGAUUUCUUACCAAUUUGAAGGAAGUUGUUUCUUGAAAAACAUUAGAGAAACUUCAAAACUAGGAGGUCUGAUCCAGCUACAAAAGACACUUCUUUAUGAGACUUUGGGAAUAAGUUUGGAAUGUCAUGAUACUGAAAAAGGCAUCAAUGUAAUUAGGCAGAGACUUUGCUUUAAAAGAGUUCUCCUAAUUCUUGAUGAUGUGGAUGACUUGGUUCAACUAGAAACAUUGGCUGGCGCUCGUGAUUGGUUUGGUUCAGGAAGUAGAAUCAUCAUCACAACAAGAGAUCAACAUUUACUAAAUAUAUCUAAAGUUGAUUCAAAAUAUGAAGUAAAGAGAUUGGACCAUAAUGAAGCUCUUGAGCUCUUUAGUUGGCAUGCUUUUGAGGAAGACAAACCUAUUGAAGAUUAUGUGGAACUCUCUAAGCAAGUAAUGCAAUAUGCUGAGGGCCUUCCACUAGUUUUAACAGUGCUAGGCUCGGAUUUAAGGGGUCAGAAUAUAAAUUAUUGGAGAAGUACAUUGGAUAAGUAUAAACGAAUUCCUAGCAAAAAUAUUCAAAAAGUACUUUGUAUAAGUUACGAUGGAUUGGAUGAUAAUGAGAAGGAGAUUUUCCUCGAUAUUGCCUUUUUUUUCAAUGGACAAUACCUGGAUCAUGUCGUUAAAAUAUUAGAUAGCUGUGGUUUCUCUCCGGAGAAUGGUAUCAAAAGGCUUAUAGAUAAAUGUCUCAUUACAAUUACUACUUACAAUACAUUGUGGAUGCAUGACUUGCUACAAGACAUGGGAAGAGAAAUUGUCCGAAAGGAAUCACCCAAAGAACCAGGCGCACGUAGUAGAUUAUGGUUUCAUGAAGAUAUUCGCCAUGUACUAGAGGAAAAUACUGGAACAAACAAUGUUGAGGGGAUAGAAGUGAUUCUGCCUGAGGGCAAUGAUCAUGACAUGAUACGCUUGAGUCCCAAAUCAUUUGCAAAGAUGAAAAGACUCAGAUUUUUUAAAAGCCAUGGUGCAUACUUUUCUGGAAGAUCACUUGAUUAUCUUUCUAAUGAAUUAAGAGUGCUUGAUUGGUCAAACUGUCCUUUACAAUCUUUGCCAUCGAAUUUUCGUGGAGAGAAGCUCUUUGAUUUCAAACUAUAUAGAGGCCGCAUCCAGGAGAUUAGCGGGCAAUUUAAGAACUUGACGAGAAUGAAAUUUUUUGAGUGUAUUUUCUUAACCAAAAGGAAUUGGAUAAAGGAAUUGGAUAAGCUUGCUUGUGAUUCUGUUUAA